UUAGCAACAAGAACAACAAAAAAUCCCACUUUCCUUAUCAAAGAGAAAAACUACUGGCAUCAAAAGCAGCAAUAGCAUAUAAUACAAUUUACAUGGUAAGACUAGUAGUGGCCAUAACUCCAUAUACAUUUUACUCUUUGUUUUGAGCUUUCACAUAUCAAACACAGAACAAGAAAGGCACAGCAAAAAUGGCAUCCUCAACUUUGUUUGGCAACACUUUAACAGCUGUUUCUUCAAGAACCCACUUUCCAACCCCAAUCUUUAACAACAACUCACUAGAAUUGUUGUCUUCCACACACUCUAACUACAGCUUCAAAACCAAGACAAGUACUAGUGCUAAGAAAUUGAAAGUGAAAGCUGUAGUGACUGAGACACCUGCUGGGAGUAAAUCAGAAGGGCAACAAUCGGAGCAAAGAAAGUUAAAGGUUCUGGUUGCUGGAGGUGGGAUUGGAGGGCUGGUUUUUGCAUUGGCAGCAAAAAAGAAAGGGUUUGAUGUGAUGGUUUUUGAGAAGGAUUUGAGUGCAGUAAGAGGAGAAGGACAAUAUAGAGGUCCAAUUCAGAUACAGAGCAAUGCAUUAGCUGCUUUGGAAGCUAUUGAUUUAGAUGUUGCUGAGGAGGUUAUGAGAGCUGGGUGUAUCACUGGUGAUAGGAUUAAUGGACUUGUUGAUGGGGUCUCUGGUACUUGGUAUGUCAAGUUUGAUACCUUCACUCCUGCAGCAGAACGAGGGCUUCCGGUCACAAGAGUUAUUAGCCGAAUGACUUUGCAACAAAUCCUAGCUCGUUCAGUUGGAGAUGAUAUGAUUCUUAAUGAUAGUAAUGUUGUUAGUUUUCAGGAUGAUGGGGAUAAGGUCACUGUGGUGCUCGAGAAUGGGCAACAAUACGAAGGCGAUCUCCUAGUUGGUGCUGAUGGAAUAUGGUCAAAGGUGAGGAAGAACUUGUUCGGGCCCAAGGAACCAGUGUACUCAGGCUAUACAUGUUAUACCGGUAUAGCAGAUUUUGUGCCUGUUGAUAUUGAGACUGUUGGGUAUCGUGUAUUCUUGGGUCACAAACAAUACUUCGUUUCUUCAGACGUGGGUGCUGGAAAGAUGCAGUGGUAUGCAUUUCACAAGGAACCACCUGGUGGCAUGGAUGCCCCCCAUGGUAAAAAGGAUAGGCUCUUGAAAAUAUUUGAGGGUUGGUGUGAUAAUGUGAUAGAUUUGCUACUGACCACAGAUGAAGAUUCCAUUCUUCGUCGUGACAUUUAUGACAGGGAACCCAUUAUUACAUGGGGAAAGGGCCGCGUGACCUUGCUUGGGGAUUCUGUCCAUGCCAUGCAACCGAAUAUGGGUCAAGGGGGAUGCAUGGCCAUUGAGGAUAGCUACCAACUCGCAUCGGAACUUGAGAGAGCAUGGAAACAAAGCAUUGAAUCAGGAACCCCUGUUGAUGUUCUUUCGUCACUAAGGAGCUAUGAGAAUGCUAGAAGACUUCGAGUUGCUAUUAUCCAUGGAAUGGCAAGAAUGGCAGCAAUUAUGGCUUCAACAUACAAGGCGUAUCUGGGUGUAGGACUUGGUCCACUGUCGUUCUUGACAAAUUUUCGGAUACCUCACCCAGGAAGAGUCGGAGGCAGGUUUUUUAUUGACAUAGCAAUGCCUGUAAUGCUUGAUUGGGUAUUGGGUGGAAAUAGUUCAAAACUUGAAGGGAGGUCUCUGAGUUGCCGACUCUCAGACAAAGCCAAUGACCAGUUGCGAAGAUGGUUUGUAGAUGAUGAUGCCCUAGAGCGUUCUCUUAACGGAGAGUGGUUUCUUUUAUCAUGUGGAAAUGAUGCUGUUGCUUCACAACCUAUUGGUUUAAGUAGGGAUGAGAACAAACCCUGUGUGGUUGGGAGUGUCUCACAAGAGGAUUUUCCGGGAAUGUCCAUAGUGAUACCUGCACCGCAGGUUUCAAAAACACAUGCUCGUAUAACUUGUAAAGAUGGUGCAUUUUACUUGAUUGAUUUGCGCAGUGAGCAUGGUACCUUUAUCACAGAUAUUGAGGGGAGACGGUAUAGGGCACCUCCAAAUUUUCCUACCCGAUUCCAUCCAUCAGACAUGAUUGAGUUUGGUUCAGAUAAGAAGGUAAUAUUUCGAGUAAAGGUGAUGAGGUCUCCUCCAAAGAUUUCAGAGAAGAAGGAUGAGGGUCAAGUUCUUCAGUCAGUAUAAAACUCUGGAGGUCAUUGAAUUUUACUUGCACAGUAAUUUAUACAGCAAUUAUUCGGUGCAGUGAGCAAUGUCAUUCUGCUGCCAUUUUUACACUCUAGGAUUGGAAGUACAGAGUCUUGUAUAAGAUUUGGGAAAUUCAUGCAUUGUUCUAGUAUGAACUGGAAUUAUUCUCAAAAAAAAAAAAAGAGAUGCCAGUAAGAUUAUCAAUGUAAAUCCUCCAUGAGUUUAAAGAAUGAUCAA
Molecule: messenger RNA, 2417 nt
Organism: Populus nigra (black poplar)
Lineage: Eukaryota; Viridiplantae; Streptophyta; Magnoliopsida; Malpighiales; Salicaceae
Product: zeaxanthin epoxidase, chloroplastic-like
Exons: 16
Coding region: 189-2177 (662 amino acids)
Biological process (GO): abscisic acid biosynthetic process
Cellular component (GO): membrane; chloroplast
Molecular function (GO): zeaxanthin epoxidase activity; protein binding; FAD binding
Source: RefSeq, a predicted model, not a curated record